CGUUUCAUUCAUUUGUGAAGUUGCGAAUGUGAAGUGUUGUGUAGUGUGUGAGGUGCAAUUUGGACAAUAUUUCUAGUAACCCGUUGGAUUUCGUUGAAUUAUCGAUCGGAUUUCGUAGUUAUUAAAUAUGGGGAAAGAUUACUAUAAAAUUCUAGGACUCUCAAAAGGUGCGACGGACGAUGAGAUAAAGAAAGCAUACCGUAAACUAGCGCUCAAAUAUCACCCAGACAAAAACAAGGCCCCGGGCGCUGAAGAACGAUUCAAGGAGGUGGCAGAAGCUUACGAGGUAUUGUCAGACAAAAAGAAGAGAGAAAUCUUUGACGCUCACGGCGAGGAAGGUCUGAAGGGCGGAGCCGGCAGUCAUGGUCCUGGAAUGGGUCAGUCAUACUCCUACGCCUUCCACGGAGACCCGAAGGCGACGUUCGCUCAGUUCUUCGGUUCCGCAAGCCCGUUCCAGGCUUUCUUCGAUCUGAAUGGCGGAAGCGGUGGCACGACGAUGUUCUUCGACCGCGAUAUGGACGUGGACAUGGAUCCGUUUGCGAACAUGGGCAUGGGGCAGUCGCGGCCGGGAGGCCCCGGCGGCGCGUUCCGCAGCCACAGUUUCAACUUCCACGGUUCGCCAAGCAGAAAAGAGAAGACCCAGGAUCCGCCCAUUGAACAUGAUCUGUACGUGUCACUAGAAGACAUCGCGCGUGGGUGCGUCAAAAAGAUGAAGAUCUCGCGACGCGUCAUACAGCCCGACGGCACGUCGAAGAAGGAAGACAAAGUUCUGACAAUACACGUGAAGCCAGGAUGGAAAGCGGGAACUAAGAUCACCUUCCAGAAGGAGGGCGACCAGGGCCGCAACAAGAUCCCAGCAGACAUAGUGUUCAUCAUCAGGGAUAAGCCACACACUCAGUUCAAGAGAGAAGGCAGUGACAUCAGAUAUACAGCGAAAAUCUCAUUAAAACAGGCUCUUUGCGGGACCAUCAUUGAAGUGCCGACCAUGUCUGGUGAGAAGUUAACAGUGAACCUCCAAGGAGAAAUAGUCAAGCCACACACAGUGAAGAGGUUCCCGGGAUACGGGCUGCCCUUCCCCAAGGAACCAACGAGGAAAGGUGACCUUCUGGUCGCCUUUGACAUCAAAUUCCCCGACCGUCUGUCAUCAGGUGUCAAGGAAAUACUCAGUGAUACUCUGCCUAACUAAGUUAAUCACCACCCAAGACUGCUGUGUAUCUCAUUAGUACAGAUUUAAGUGUAUAAUUGGCUAGUUCCGAUGACUUUCUAGUUGUAGUGUUCAUUUGUCAAAGUAAAUCUUUUUCAAAUUGACUUGGAGACUGCAAAUUCAUACUGAUUAGGCCUUUGGUAUGGACUUGCCUGAUCUCCAAGGAAGCCAUCAGGACUGCAGUUUAUAUGCUCAAUUUGUUGUGAGACAUUCCUACUAGUCAUGUAGGAUGUUAAUUAUGUUGCUGCCUAAUUAAUAUUGGGUCCAGUGUGUGUCUGUAGGACAAUGCCUGGUUUAGCCAAAAUUUGUGUGUUUGAGUGAUCUUUGUGCGUUUUAGUACAAAGUGCUGUUAGGAUGACUGAUUACUUGUUUUGUGUGUGUAUUUUUAUUUAAUUUGGUAAGCUGUAAAUAUUUUAUACAUUGUUAUGUAAAUAUUGUGAUCUUCAUGACAGCGAUUGUAAGUUGUAGGUUUCGGAGCAGAAGGGAAACGUGGAACUAGCAAUUGCAUAUUGUAAGGGUACCAAAGUGGAGUCACCACGUGACAGGUUGUGACAACUCUUUGUGGCCCAUAGGUUAAAUUGUUCGAAUUCUAUUGUAGUAGUGACUUAUAGGCAAGAGUAAGAGAAAACUUAUCACUUAUAAUUGCUGUUAAAAUGACUAACUAAUAAACAAACAUUCAAAAGAU
Messenger RNA from Ostrinia nubilalis (European corn borer), 1889 nucleotides. RefSeq names its product dnaJ protein homolog 1 (gene DnaJ-5). The coding region runs from base 128 to 1186 and encodes 352 amino acids. The transcript has 3 exons. The record is from RefSeq and is a predicted model, not a curated record. Lineage: Eukaryota; Metazoa; Arthropoda; Insecta; Lepidoptera; Crambidae. Gene Ontology annotation, cellular component: cytosol. Gene Ontology annotation, molecular function: protein-folding chaperone binding.